AUGACUGAAAUUAGAGUCAAAGAAGGCGAUGGCAAAAUUUUGCUCACAAUGCCAACAGAUAGAAACACCACAGUCAACGACAUAGUUGUAGCGAUCCACGAACAAAAACAAAUCCCUCUUGACAAAAUCUCAUUGCUGCUUCCUAAUGAUUUGCCAUUAGAACUCAAUAAAAAGCUUCAUCACUAUAAUAACCCUACAGAUAUAUUUCUUGCGACAGAGGUGUGGCUUUCCUAUUACUCAGAAGAGCACCAGAAAGCAUAUUAUUAUGACCCUUACGAAAAAGAAACAAAAUGGGAACUACCAAUCUGGGCAAAAGCUGCCCCAGGCCCAGAAGGAGAAAACGUAGAGCUUCUUGACCUUUUCCAGCCUAAAGACAAGCAUGCUAAAUAUUCUCAUUUAAUUAGACCUUCUGAUUGGCUAGAAGGCAAAAACUAUUUAAAAAGACCAGCAAGGAAACAAAUAGAAAAAUCUUACAAUAAAGAUUAUGCCUAUAAACAAGGAGAUGACGAAUAUAAUAUUUGGUAUGAUAAAUACUUUAAUGAUAGAGGAGUCAAAGAAAGAGCGCCUGCAUCUACUCGAUGUGACCCUAUAAAAGAUAUUGGCUACUGCAAGGCUGACAUAUACGAGCCAGAAACUGCUUAUUUGUGCUUGCAUUUUAUUAGAGGCUGCUGCAGUGAAGGGGCAAACUGUCGAUUUUUCCACCACAUGCCGAGUUUAGAAGAAUGCAAAAAAAUCCAGCCAAUUAAAGACAUUUUUGGGAGAACCAGACAUGCAAAUCACCGAGAUGACAUGCAAGGAAUCGGCUGUUUUCAAAAAGAAUCAAGGACUCUUUAUGUGUCUGAUAUCAAGCUACCACCUGGAGAUGACCCAAUUCAGCAGGUAAAUGAGAUGUUAUGGAGGCAUUUUUCUAUAUGAGGAAGGGUUGAAGAUGUCACGUUUAUUCCUCAAAAAUGCAUUGCUUUUAUAAAGUAUUAUCAUAGGUGCUAUGCAGAAAUUGCGAAAGAAGCAAUGACAAAUCAAGCUCUAGACUAUGAUGAAAUGCUGAGCAUUAAGUGGGCUAAUGAUGACCAGAACCCAGCAAGGGAAAGUCAGUAUUCAGAGUUGUGGCAUAAGCAGCAAAUUGAAAAGGAAAGGGAAGAUAAGGGGAAAAAGAAUAGUGAAAAGAAAAAGGGGAAAGGAAAGGUAGAAAAAGAUAAUAAGGUAGAGUUUGAUUUGCCAAAAAAGCUGCCGCCACCUGUAGAUGUGACAGAGCUGGAAAGGCAGCUGAAGGAAGAAGAUGAAGAGAAACAGAAAAUUGAUGAGAGAAUGAAGAAGAUGAAUAAUAUUUUGGAUAGGAUUAAGGUAGAGCAGCCUGAGACACUUGCUGAAAUUAUUUUUCCAGCUGGAAUUGACCCAACUAUCCCAUAA
This is a messenger RNA of Blepharisma stoltei, 1407 nucleotides long. The record is from the annotation of a GenBank genome assembly. Lineage: Eukaryota; Ciliophora; Heterotrichea; Heterotrichida; Blepharismidae.